AUGAUUUUGGAGAAAGGGGCCAAUGUCAGACUCAUCAAGAAGAAAGACAGAGGGAACACCUGCUGUUUGUUUACCCCCAACCUGUUGCUCCCGAACACCAGGAUUCUAGAGAAUCACAACUCCAGUAACUCAAUGAGCACCGCUCAGAAGCCAUCCAGGAAGACCGAGAUUCAUCCUAAAGCUAUGCUGAGAGCUGGUCUCCACUGUGAUAUUGGAUCAGUGCCUAUCAUCUUCAGGAUUCUGAACCCUAACGCUUGCAUGGCUCUGGCCGUACCGGGCAGAGGCUACGUCCCACAUGAAACUGGAUUUGGAACUCAAGUGUGGUGCAGGGCAUUUCAGCCAGGAAGAGCAAAGAAAGAUGUGCAACGAGGAAACACUGGACGGUGUCAGACAGAUGCCAGAGAUGCAGAGCAAUUGAGCAAGAACAAGGUGACACACAUUCUGUCUGUCCACGAUAGUGCCAGGCCUCUGUUGGAGGGGGUUAAAUACCUGUGCAUUCCAGCAGCGGAUUCACCAUCUCAGAACCUGACAAGACAUUUCAAAGAAAGUAUUAAAUUCAUUCACGAGUGCCGACUCAGGGGUGAGGGCUGUCUUGUACAUUGCCUGGCCGGUGUCUCCAGGAGUGUGACUCUGGUGAUCGCAUACAUCAUGACCAUCACCGACUUUGGCUGGGAGGAUGCCCUGCACACUGUGCGUGCAGGGAGGUCCUGUGCCAACCCCAACCUGGGCUUCCAGAGACAGCUCCAGGAGUUUGAGAAGCAUGAAGUCCACCAGUACCGGCAGUGGCUGAAGGAAGAAUAUGGAGAGAGCCCUUUGCGGGAUGUGGAAGAAGCCAAAAACAUUCUGGCCACUGCAGGAAUUCUGAAGCACUGGGCCUUUCUCAGAAGACUGUAAGGUACCUGAAGUUUCUGAAAUAUCGCAAAGCCACAGAGUUUAGGCUGGUGCUGCCAAAAAGAAAAGCAACCUAGAGUUUAUUUUUAAGUAUCCAGAAGCGAUUUGUAAAUUUGGUUUUCAUUUUAAACUGAAUACAUGUGUAAUGAUGUUCUA
Messenger RNA from Neomonachus schauinslandi (Hawaiian monk seal), 1047 nucleotides. RefSeq names its product dual specificity phosphatase 22 (gene DUSP22). Gene Ontology annotation, biological process: regulation of cell population proliferation; positive regulation of JNK cascade; transforming growth factor beta receptor signaling pathway. Gene Ontology annotation, cellular component: cytosol. Gene Ontology annotation, molecular function: protein tyrosine/serine/threonine phosphatase activity. Bases 1 to 894 code for a protein of 297 amino acids. The transcript has 7 exons. NCBI's taxonomy places the organism in Eukaryota, Metazoa, Chordata, Mammalia, Carnivora, Phocidae. The record is from RefSeq and is a predicted model, not a curated record.